Molecule: messenger RNA, 711 nt
Organism: Carassius carassius (crucian carp)
Lineage: Eukaryota; Metazoa; Chordata; Actinopteri; Cypriniformes; Cyprinidae
Gene: c32h1orf115
Product: chromosome 32 C1orf115 homolog
Exons: 2
Coding region: 90-521 (143 amino acids)
Source: RefSeq, a predicted model, not a curated record
ACUAUUCCGGUCGAAGUUCCGUGGCGUGAACUUCGCACCUGACACCUUCAGCUGAUUCCGAUGGACAGUGUUUUUUACAUGUGAGUAAAAUGUCUCGAAAACGCGUCAAAUCCAAGCGCAAAUCAAAUCAUAAAAAGAAGAACAAAUCUAAACAGGUUUCUUCUAACUACGAUCAACAAGCUAAGGAAGAACUCAAGGUUCAAGACGAGCCGUUUGUGCUGAACUCAUCGACGAGCGUGAACAAGAAAAAGAAGUCCGCCAAACAAGCGCGCAUCGCUUUUCUACCAGAGAAAUACCAACCGCUGGUCGAGGAUGAUAUUGUUGACCAACCACGAGAUGACAAUAUCAAGAAAAAACAAGACAAAUAUAAAAAGUUAAGAAAAAAUAUGGGGAAGGCUCUUCGUUACAGCUGGAAGUGUCUGGUGGUUGGAUUGCAGAAUCUGAGCACAGCCUAUUCUAUGCCGCUGGGUGCCGGUGCCACAAUAGUGCCAGACAUCCACAGAGCCAGAGCUCACGUCUAACACGUGACCCGAGACCAGCCGGUUACAUCAUGAGUAGAACAGUAUAACCACUGUUGGAUCUACAGCCACUUAUCAGUAAUAUGAACCUCUGAUUUGGAAGUGCAAUAAAUGUAUUUUUAUUUAUGUGCCACUGUUGUCAAAAGAGAAUGGCAUGGAGGAGACAAAAAUAUUAAGUAGCAGAUUCUGUGAU